Molecule: messenger RNA, 3243 nt
Organism: Frankliniella occidentalis (western flower thrips)
Lineage: Eukaryota; Metazoa; Arthropoda; Insecta; Thysanoptera; Thripidae
Product: cytosolic 10-formyltetrahydrofolate dehydrogenase
Exons: 11
Coding region: 219-2960 (913 amino acids)
Biological process (GO): biosynthetic process; 10-formyltetrahydrofolate catabolic process; one-carbon metabolic process
Cellular component (GO): cytoplasm
Molecular function (GO): aldehyde dehydrogenase (NAD+) activity; formyltetrahydrofolate dehydrogenase activity
Source: RefSeq, a predicted model, not a curated record
CUUGGGCCCCCGCGCCGGUCCCGCCGCCCCGCCCCGCCCCACUCCGUCCCGAGUCGCCGGCUCCACUCGCCGGGCCUGCACAGCACAUAGCACCGGCACCUCAGACUCUGCGCUCCCGCCCCGCCUUCAGUCGACGCACGAACCCAGCGGCAGCGACAGGAGCUUCUUCGAGCGACGCUACGGUCUUUGGUGGCCGACUUGACUUCCCCGCCGGCAUCAUGGUGGUCGCCUCUAACGGUGUGGCCAAGGGCCAGAAGCUGCGCGUCGCCAUUAUCGGUCAGAGCCCCUUCGCGGCCGAGGUGUACAAGCUGAUCAAGAAGGACGGGCACCAUGUGGUGGGCGUGUUCACCGUCCCGGACAACGGCAACCGGGAGGACCCCGCCGCAUCGGUGGCCGCGGCCGACGGCACGCCCGUGUUCAAGAUCAAGGCGUGGCGUCAGAAAGGCGUCGCCAUCCCCGAGGUGCUGGAGCAGUACAAGUCCGUGGGCGCGGACCUGAACGUGCUGCCCUUCUGCACCCAGUUCAUCCCGAUGGACGUCAUCAACUACCCCAAGCACAAGAGCAUCUGCUACCACCCCUCCCUCCUGCCCAGGCACAGGGGCGUCAGCUCCAUCAGCUGGACGCUGAUAGAAGGCGACACGGAGACGGGCUUCACCAUCUUCUGGGCCGACGACGGCCUGGACACCGGCCCGAUCCUGCUGCAGCGCAAGUGCGCCGUCGAGCCCAACGACACGGUGGACUCGCUGUACAACAAGUUCAUGUACCCGGAGGGCAUCCGCGCCAUGGCGCAGGCCGUCAACAUGGUCGCGGACGGCACGGCCCCGGCCCUGGAGCAGCCCGAGGAGGGCGCGUCGUACGACCCGGCGCUCAAGAAGAAGGAGCUCACCUUUGUCAAGUGGGACCAGCCCGCCAAGAAGAUCCACGACUUCAUCCGCGGCCUCGACAGCUCCCCGGGUGCACUUGCCCUCCUGAACGGCGAGGAGGUGAAGCUGUUCGGGUCCUCGCUGUGGACUGGGUCCACGCCCUCCGAAGCCGAUGAGGUGGCCAUUGAGGGACUGGAGGCCCCAGGGUUGGUGCACGCCGGGGGUCUGCUGCUGCAGGGCAGCGACGGCAAGCGACUCAACGUAGAGCGGCUGCACGUUAACGGGCGCAUGAUGCCCGCCAACCGCUACGGCAAGGCCGCCGAGAAGAGGGUCGCCGUCGAGAUGACCCCCGAGGAGAAGGAGAUGCUGCCAGUGCUGCGCGACAUCUGGACCGGCAUCCUCCGCAUCGACGUCGACGACGACACCGACUUCUUUGGCUCCGGCGCCGGCUCCAUGGACGUGGUUCGACUCAUCGAGGAGGUGAAGGAUCGCUUCAACUUCGAGAUGCAGAACGAGGACGUGUUCCUCGCGACCACCUUCGUCGAGUUCGGCGAGGCCGUGGUGCUCAAGUCGCGCGGCGGCUCCGCUUCCAAGGAGGUCGAAUACGACCCCGUGGUCAUGCACGUCAACAACAUGGACAUCAAGUUCCCCAAACAGCUCUUCAUCGACGGCAAGUUCAUCGACGCUGAAGGCGGCCGGACCAUCGACAGCAUCAACCCCGCCGACGAGAGCGUCAUCUGCAAGGUGCAGCGAGCCACGCCCGGCGACGUGGACCGCGCCGUGCAGGCCGCCAAGCGCGCCUUCGACGAGGGCGAGUGGUCCAAGAUGUCGGCCCGCGACCGGAGCCGCCUGCUGUUCCGACUCGCGGAUCUGAUGGAGGAGCACAAGCAGGAGCUGGCGACCAUCGAGGCCAUCGACUCGGGCGCCGUCUACACGCUCGCCCUCAAGACGCACGUCGGCAUGUCCAUCGACGUGUGGAGGUACUUCGCCGGCUGGUGCGACAAGAUCACGGGCAGCACGAUCCCCAUCAGCCACGCCCGGCCCAACAGGAACCUCACCUUCACCAAGAAGGAGCCCAUCGGGGUGUGCGGUCUCAUCACGCCGUGGAACUACCCGCUCAUGAUGUUGUCGUGGAAGAUGGCGGCCUGCCUGGCCGCCGGCAACACCGUGGUCAUGAAGCCCGCGCAGGUGUCGCCGCUCACCGCCCUCAAGUUCGCCGAGCUCUCCGUCAAGGCCGGCAUCCCCCCGGGCGUCAUCAACAUCGUCCCGGGAAGCGGCUCCGAGGCUGGCAACGCCAUCGCCUCGCACCCCCUGGUGCGCAAGCUCGGCUUCACCGGCAGCACGGAGAUCGGUCAGACCAUCAUGGAGACCUGCGCAAACUCCAACAUCAAGAAGUGCUCUCUCGAGCUCGGCGGCAAGUCGCCCCUCGUCAUCUUCGACGACUGUGACCUGGAGCGUGCCGUGAGGAAUGCCAUGGGCGGCGUGUUCUUCAACAAGGGAGAGAACUGCAUCGCAGCGGGCCGGAUCUUCGUCCAGGACACGGUCCACGACAAGUUCGUCGAGAGGGUGAUCGAGGAGACCAAGAAGAUUGUGAUUGGCGACCCGCUGAACCGGAGCACGAGCCACGGCCCCCAGAACCACAGGGCGCACCUCGACAAGCUCGUCAGCUACGUGCAACGGGGCGUCAAGGAGGGCGCCACCCUCCGCUACGGCGGCAAGCAGCUCGACCGACCCGGGCUUUUCUUCGAGCCCACCGUCCUCACCGACGUCGAGGACCACAUGUACGUCGCGAAGGAGGAGUCUUUCGGACCCAUCAUGAUCAUCUCAAAGUUCAGCGGCAACGACCUGGACGCCGUCAUCAAACGCGCCAACAGCACCGAAUUCGGCCUCGCGUCGGGUGUGUUCACACGCGACAUCAACCGGGCCAUGGCCUUCGCGGAAAAGAUAGAGGCUGGCACCGUGUUCAUCAACACCUACAACAAGACCGAUGUUGCCGCGCCCUUCGGUGGCUUCAAGCAAUCGGGCUUUGGAAAGGAUCUCGGAGAAGAGGCGCUGAAUGAAUACCUGAAGACGAAAUGCGUCACCUUGGAGUAUUAAACUUCGCCCUUAGUAUUUCUUUUUUCCCGUCGGGCUAAUAAGUGUUUGCGACACUCGACUGAUCUCUUGCAACGUUAUUGUAAGGUACUUUGGGGACUAGGAACCCCCGCACUUGCUUCGUGGGGUAAAACAGUCUGAUCAGUUCCAUCAACGACCUCCUCUCGAUAGAGCUUCAUUAAUCAUCAUAAAUAUCAUGUUUUCAUCUCUGCCAUAAUACGCCCUACAUACGCCAUAAAAGUUUUUGUAAAUAUCUUUUGUAAAUAAACGACGUCAUUAUUUUUAA